CCAACAACAUGGGUGAGUCUGACUUCCAAGUGGUGUCAUGCAACAGACCUGAGGUCUGCUGGGUACUGAUCUUUGCCUGCAAGAUGCUCUUAGUGGCAUGCCUAAACCCAGAGCUGGAAGAGGACUAAAUUGCAAGAGGCCAAGACUGCAUCCUGUGAAGCCCAGGACUUGCUGGAGACUCGCAAGGGUCCUCUGGCCACACACUAGCCUAGCACUAUGGAGAGACUCAGCUCCUUCUUCAGCUCUGUCUGGGACACCAUCCUGACCAAACACCAAGAGGGCAUCUUCAGCAUCGCCUGGGCUAUUAUCCUGGCGCUGCCCCUGUUGGUUAUCCUCACACUCCUCUUCAUCUGUUGCCAUUGCUGCUGCAGCCGGCCAGGCAAGAAUAGCCAACAGCCAGAGCAAAACAAGAGGAAGAAGAAGAAAAAGAAGAAGAAUGAAGAAGACCUCUGGAUCUCCGCUCAACCCAACCUCCUCCAGAUGGAGAAGAGACCAUCACUGCCUGUCUAGUGAGGCAGGAAGCCCAGGUGUCCUCCCCUGGAGCCAGGCCUCCUUCCAGCCACACAGACUCAGGAGGAGUCCCAGAAGUGAUGUACUCAUGCCUCCCGAUUACUCCACCAAGGAGCAAAUGUCAGACUGUCACAGUGGAGAGGAGCAUAUGGAUAAUCCCUCCUCUAUCCGGGCAGCUAUGUGACAGCUAUGUGACCAGUAACAAUGUACUUUGCCCUAGGUCAAGCAUGCAUUAAACACCUCUGGUGUACCUGUCCUGAAAGCACAGAGCACACUUCUCCGUGCAGCUUAGGUGGCUUCCAAGUAAGCACAUGCCCAUUGCAUAUGCAUCGAUAUACAUACCCCGGCACAUGCAGGCGCCAGGAACAUGGAGCAGCACAUUCUGUUCAAGUGGCCACUGAAUAUGUAUUUCUUAUGAAGCAGUUCACUAUGUCCAUUUGAAGAAUUGUCUCAUGGGAAAACAUGGCCAGAUUUAGAUGUAUAUGCACACUUACAUAGCUGUUCAAGGCCCCUGUGUGCUGUCUAUUCUGUAUUUCAUUCAGGUCAGAGAUGGGUGCUUUUGUUUUCCUACACCUACAUAGCCUUUUAGUAGAAAUAUAUUUGGACCUUCCAGGAAACUGGUACAGUCCCCCACCCAGCGGGUAGUGAUACAGACAUAGCUAGUUCCUAUGCUUCUGGCCCUUCACCUGUGCCUAAAAAUUUAUGGAUCAAUUCGUGAAAAUUCUUGUGGUCAAAGACCUCUGGGAUGUUACUCCAUAACCACUCAGAAAAUCACCCUUGUAUAUAAGCACGAUGAAGAGUUCUGAGCAGUGGCUGCUAGAAAGCUAUGGCAGCCCACUUGUUCACAGCCAUGGGCUGCAGUUGUGUACCUGUGUGACACAUGUGCCGACAGAAAGGGUACGGAGACACCGUACCUGGGCCAGGUAGCGUCUGUGCAACCAGAGGCUUUCGGUAGGAAAGGAAUGAGGACGAUCUCAAGUGCAGACUCAAGGAAGGCGCCACACACUGGAAACCACUCCUGAGUUUGUAACCAUGUGUUGUGCGUCGCAGAUGGGAUGCAGAAGUAACAGUUUAAAUGCAAGUAGACUGAGGCUUAUUAUAAAGAAGUUGAUUAUUUAUCUUAAUGCUCAGGCAAGUGUCUUACACAUGGUAGGUACUCAUAACUGGUUGCUUUUGGAAGUAAUGAUGUUAAGGGUAAACUUGCAAUACCUCACCAAUUCCCCCAAGUAUCCUUCUCUUCCAAGAGUCCCCAUUCAUUGCUGCAGUGGUUGGCAAGACCAGGGUUGAGUUGGCAUGGGCCCCGAGAUGUAUGAGGACAUGCACCCGAUCUGCUCUGAGUUGAGCUUUUCCUCACCCAGCGAACACCAAGAAACAUGGUUAAUGAUGAACUGGGUGGUAUUUCAGUCAUAUUGUGACCACGUUAUUAAAAAUGGCAAAUUUCAAACUUAGGAGUAGCCUGUGUUCUGACAGCUCAUUUACAAAUGUACUGGGAAGCUCUUGAAAUAUUUUCCCAUGGAAACUGUUCUAGAGAGUGGCAAAAAAUCACUGUCUAAUUAAUAACAUGGCUAAACUAUGACAUUUGUAAUAGCAAAAACUAAAUUCAACAAGACUAUGUAAACGGAAAGAUGUACUCUCUCUCUUCUCUUGGGCUGCCUGGUGCCCACCUGCUGUCCAGAUGUACACCAGGCUCUUGGAGGGUAGGCAUAAGCCCUCACACCUGGAUCUUCUAACCGAUAACCCUGUGAAUCAUAAUUUAAAUUUACAUAUAUUUUGGAGCCACUCACAUUCACCCUACAUAGCGGUAAGGUCCCCAGGCCCUUGGACGCUCUAGAAAAACCUCUUUGACUAGAGGCAGCCUUCCUGAUUCUCUGUCCCCUUGUCACCUGAGAGCUUUCGCAGCAUCUGGCUGCCCCUGCACAUCAUAGGAGGGCCAGUCCUCUCCUUGAACCACAUGCCUUGCUGUCCAGUGCUUCCCACCAGGAGGGGGUGCCCUUUCCCCCUCCAACUCUCAGUCUCCCUAGGAUAGACAACCUGAGGGGAUGUGGAGCCUGACAGCAGAGGUGGGAUGUCAGAUGUGACCUUCAAAAGUCUAUCACCAGGAUCAGGGACCAUAUAAGUAUCAUGGUUUCCAUGGCAACUGGCUGCCAGUUUGAAUUAAGACAGCGAUCAGUUGUCACUGCUGUGACAAGGGCUCCGUCUCCAGGCACAGUAUCCCUACUGACUCCUAAUCAAAUGGACUUGAGCCAGUUAUAGUCACAAACCACCUAGAGGCUCACGUUUCAGUUGCAUCCAUAUUCUAGAAUUCAGAAGACACACCACCGAGCAGCCUAACCUCUUCCCAGCCCCGCCUCCCUGACAGCCUAGGCCUGUGCAGAGCUCCUGUGUGCAGCCCUCACAUGGCUGCUGGAUAGCAGAGGCCUCUGAGCAGCCUCGGCCAGACUCAACACAGUGAGGGAGGUCUUCUCUCCAUUGCUCAACAGAUGUUGCUUUUUUAAAAAAAAUUCUUGGAGGGAGGGCCACCGGGAAAAGGGAACAGGAAAAUGUAGAGAAAGAGCAGUCACUUUUUCAAGAAGAAUAUAUAAAUGAUCAAAGUUGCGUAGUAUUUGUUAGUAUUUUUCUGUAAAAUUCAAACACAUAAAAUUUAUUUAAAUAAAUAUUUUGCAAACAGA
Molecule: messenger RNA, 3179 nt
Organism: Jaculus jaculus (lesser Egyptian jerboa)
Lineage: Eukaryota; Metazoa; Chordata; Mammalia; Rodentia; Dipodidae
Product: KIAA0040 ortholog
Exons: 2
Coding region: 217-510 (97 amino acids)
Source: RefSeq, a predicted model, not a curated record